Solanum dulcamara is the source of this 1498-nucleotide messenger RNA. RefSeq names its product WRKY transcription factor 22-like. Gene Ontology annotation, biological process: regulation of DNA-templated transcription. Bases 123 to 1178 code for a protein of 351 amino acids. Gene Ontology annotation, cellular component: nucleus. The transcript is spliced from 3 exons. Gene Ontology annotation, molecular function: transcription cis-regulatory region binding; DNA-binding transcription factor activity. Lineage: Eukaryota; Viridiplantae; Streptophyta; Magnoliopsida; Solanales; Solanaceae. The record is from RefSeq and is a predicted model, not a curated record.
CUCUAUAAAUAAUAAAUGUAUCCCACUCAUUUACACCCUCCCCCUCCUACUUCAAAAAGUCAGCGCCUUCUUUUGUCUUCUUCUUUCUCUCUCUCUGUAGAAAAAGUCAAAGAUAAAGCAGAAUGAAAGCAGAUUGGGAUCUACAUGCGGUCGUCAGAAGCUGUACCAUCGCAGCAAACACCACCACCACCACCGUCACUAAAUCCAGCGACAGCGCCAUCAAUUUUAGUAACUUCCAACCAAGAACAAGUAAGAACGACAACGACAACGCCGACAACAACUCUUUAUUUUGCUUUCAAGAUCUGGUGGUCGAGCCGAAAAUAUUAUUACACAGAAAUAGUACUGAUUUUGAAGAGUUGCAUGAAUUGUGCAAGCCUUUUAUUCCUCAUCAAUCAGAGCGAACAACUAUUUCAUCAUCGCAGAGAUUAUUAUUACCUAUCUCACCCAUCUCUGUGCUCGGGCAAUUACAAGAUCUACCACCACCACCAACACCGUCACAGCAACAGCAACAGCAACAGCAUGUUCAUCAGCUUACUAAUACGAAACUAAUUCAACCCAAGAGACCUUUGACUUGUACUUUACAUGCUCAAAGUCCAAGAAACAAAAGAAGGAAGAACCAAUUGAAGAAAGUAUGCCAAGUAGCUGCAGAUGGUUUAUCUUCUGAUAUGUGGUCUUGGAGAAAAUAUGGACAAAAACCCAUUAAAGGUUCCCCAUACCCAAGGGGAUAUUACAAAUGUAGCACUUCAAAAGGUUGUUUGGCCCGAAAACAAGUGGAGCGGAAUAGAUCCGACCCGAAUAUGUUCAUUGUCACCUAUACAGCUGAGCACAACCAUCCUAUGCCAACGCACAGAAAUUCCUUAGCCGGAAUCAGCCGCCAAAAAACGGCGAAACCCACCACCUCAUCGCCGGUUUCUUCGCCGCCGACCAACUCUCCGGCGCCGGAAAAUCAAGAAAGCAGCAGGGACGAGAAAGAGGAUAUGUUUGAAGACGACGAUAAUGAAUUUGGUGUUUCCGAUGUUGGGUUGGGAAUAUUGGAACCGGACGAUGAUUUCUUCGAUGGUUUAGAUGAGCUUGAAAUUCCGGCCACCGGAGAUAGCUCGCCGGAGAAAUUUCCGGGGACUUUGCAGUUCCCUUGGCUGGCGAAUAAAGCCGCAACUACGGCGGCCGGCGGUGGUUGACCGGCCUGCCGGUAAAGGACACGUGGCAGAAAAGUUGAAGAAAUGAUGCUUUUCUUCUUUUUAGUUUGUAGUAUUUUUUUUUUUGGCCGUUAGAGAUAGGAAGAUAGAAAAGAGAGAAUCACAAAUGUCUUCUUUAUUGAUUUUGUAGGUGUAACGUAUAAUUCCAUUCCCCCAUCAUAAUAGAGAAAGAGAGGCAUGUAGAAAAAAAGGAAAGAAAGUUAUUCAUUUUUUUUUAAUUCUUUUAAAAAAAAUGCUCUAUUAGAAUGAUAGGGGUAUAUAAAAUAUAUGGGUAUAAAUUUCAUUAGCGUUUGUGUUAAAUA